Molecule: messenger RNA, 3032 nt
Organism: Camelus dromedarius (Arabian camel)
Lineage: Eukaryota; Metazoa; Chordata; Mammalia; Artiodactyla; Camelidae
Gene: FAM111A
Product: FAM111 trypsin like peptidase A
Exons: 3
Coding region: 181-2037 (618 amino acids)
Biological process (GO): DNA replication
Cellular component (GO): chromatin; nucleus
Source: RefSeq, a predicted model, not a curated record
GGGAGCCAACAGUUGACAUUUUUGGAGGUCCCAGCAAGACCUAGGCAGUUUCUGCUGCUGCAGCAACACCUUCAAGCCAGAAUCACUGUGUGCCUCUGAGGUCCCUGCAACCUUCUCUUCCGGCACUCUCUGAACGCAAAGUGUUUCAGCCAAUACAGAGACGUUCAUCUUCAAGCCAUCAUGAGCUCUAAGAAGCAGAGGCCACAGAAGGACUCAUAUGAAAAGAAUAGCAAGAAAAUUGAGCACUACUUUUCUAAGGUCAAUGAAAAGCAGCAGAAUAAUCCCAGUACUUCUCAAAUGAAGACGGACUCUAGAAAAAGUUCAGAGAAUAUAGCCAACGCCCAGGCUGAAGGACCCAAAGACCAGACUGUAUCCCAAGAUAAGACAAUUUAUGUUCACUUGAAUGUAAACCUCAAGAAAAACAAAAAAAUGCCAGUUGUGCUCACGCAUACUAAUAAGGCUAGCUUAUACAUGGCACUCAGCACUCUCAAGGCUGUCAGAGAAGUAAUGGAAUCUCAUCCAGACCAAGAAAUGCUGGUAUGUGGCAAAAGUGGAAUUGAAGGAUACUUAAACCUUGGAAUGCCCCUGAGCUGUUUUCCUGAAGGCUGCCACGUGGAAAUCACCUUUGGUCCAUGUAAAGCAAAGCAGGAAGAGGUGAAGCAGGUAUUCCGCCAGCACAACAACAUGUCUACUGAUGACUGCGUCAAGUUUUAUAUUCACGCAGUCGGGAAGGGCCCCAGGAAAAAGAUUGUCAAGUGCGGGCAACUUCACAAAGAUGGGUGCAAACUCUGCAUCUUUGCCUUCAAAGGAGAAAGCAUUAAGAAGGCUCUGUGUGAGGAUGGCAGAUUUCUUCCCGUUCUGGAGAAUAAUGAUUGGAAACUCAUUGAAAACCUGAACUGCAUUUUAGAAAGCUCACAGAAGGUUGAUCACCUGGAGGGCAAGCUCUUUCAGCUUAGCGUUGAGAAGAAAAGUGUGGCUGCCGUGGCUGCCGUGGCUACUGUGGCUGCCGUGGCUACCGUGGCAGCAGCUGCUCAGAAUUCUGAGUCACAGGUGAUAAACCCCUCUCGGUUGAUAGAAGAAAUUGUCAACCAGUACCCCAGUUUGAAAAGAGAAAGGGAUAAAAUUAGAGAAAACUUUGAGAAAGAGAAGCAAAUAAGAAAGGGGAAACAAUUAUUUAAAUUGCAUAAAGCAAACUUUGGGAAACUGACCAAAAACUCUACUUUGGUUAAAGUCCACAAACUUCUUUCUCAUCUCAGUAAUUCAGUUGGGUUCCUAUCAUGGGACAACAAUGGGAACACAGGUUGUGCCACUUGCUUUGUCUUUAGUGGGUUGUACCUUUUCACUUGUCGGCAUGUAAUAAGUGAUAUUGUGGGGAAGGGAGUAGAGCCAAGUAUGUGGGCCCAUGUCAUUGGUCAAUGUGUAAAGGUGACAUUUGUUUAUGAGGAGUUCCUAGAAAGAGAAGAGAACUACUUUUUCGUUGAACCUUGGUUUGAGGUAUCUGAUGUAAAUCUUGAUUAUGCUGUUCUCAAACUGAAGACCUAUGGACAACAAGUACCUGUGGGAUUAUACAAUGGAAUUGGUCCUGCACCACAUAGUGGGUUGAUAUAUAUUAUUGGCCAUCCAGAUGGGCAGGCAAAGUCUACUGAUGCUUGUUCUGUGAUCCCACAGGGUCAGCGUGAAGAGGCGUAUCAGGAAAGUCUUCAGGCUAGGGAAGCAGAGAGUUAUAGUCCUGGCAUGCAGUAUAUCCAUAUGCACACUCAAAGAAGUUUCCCAGAAACAAUUCGAGAGUCUGGCUUGAUCACUUAUCACACCUCUUUUUACUUGGGAUCUUCUGGCUCCCCUGUUUUUGAUUCAAAUGGUUCAUUGGUGGCCAUGCAUACUGCUGGCUUCCCUUAUAUCUACCAAGGUGAGUUUUCUAGCAUCAUUGAAUUCGGCUCUACUCUGAAAUCCAUCCUCUCUGAUAUCAAGGAAAACCAUACAAAGUGGUAUGAAGAAGUAUUUACAAAUCUGCAGGAAGUAGAAAUGGUGAGUGUUUAGGAUGAGGAACAGUGAGAAUUCAGUCAGUUUGCCACCUUUAAGGGAAUUACCUAUGGAAUUGUUAUUCCAUAAGCAAUGAUGAUAGUUUUCUACCUUCCACAAUGGUCAGUCUCAUAAAAAAAAUAAUAAUUAAUGUUAUCGACCACUUCCUAUGCACCAAGCAUUUUUCUAAGCACAUGAAGAGACUAGUCUUAACAACUCUAUGAUGAACUGGACUAUUAUCCCUGUGUUUUCUCUUGCAAAUGCCUGUAUUGUUGCUGUGGUAGCUGCCUCCAGUGCUGCUGGAUAGCCGCCCAGCUUUAUAGCACCCCCAUACUAGGGACACCUCUUGCUGACUGCUUAGGGCACGUUGCUGAAGAGGGUGGGCGGGUCGUGUGAGAUUGUAAGAGCUCUUCACAAGAGCGGAAGUAGAAUGCUGGAGGAGGCAAUCAAGGGGAAGUAACCACCAGUUGACCUUCGAGCUGGACCCGGGCAGUUGGAGGCACUUCUGUCCUUGGAAUGUACACUUUGCCUACCAUUCCCACAGAGAGAGCUGUUCCAAGGACAUAGCCUUGACUUUGAAAUACUAUAUGAUAUCACUUGUAAAUGGACUCUAAAAAAUAAUACAAAUGAAUCUAUAUACAAAACAGAAACAGACUCAUCGACAUAGAAAGCAAAUAUGGUUCCCAAAGGGGAGAGGGAAGAAGAGAGGGACAUAUUAGGAGUAUGAGAUUAACAGAUACAAACUGCUAUACAUAAAAUCGAUAAGUAACAAGGAUUUACUGUAUAGCACAGGGAAUUUUAUUCAAUAUCUUGUAAUAACCUAUACUGGAAUGUAGUCUAAAAAAUAGUCAUAUCACUUUGCUGUACACCUGAAAUUAACACAAUAUGGUAAAUCAACUAUAUUUCAAUUAAAAAAAAUUCUGGCAAGAGGGUGCAAAGAUCUACCCAUCUUAUGACCUCUCAAGCCAAGCUUAUAUGUAAGUUCCCUUGCUUAUUAAACUGCUACCUAUCAA